AUGAUCUUUCAAAUAUACUUUUUUGCUAUAUAUUUACGUGAAAAUACUGGUGUUAUUGUCAAUAUUUAUGGAAAAAAUUCUGAUUUAAUUGUUGAUCGUCAAGCUGAAAUUCAAUAUAUGAUUCAUUUAGCUCAAUUUCAUAUUUCUCCUUCAAUUGUGUUAACAUUUAAUAAUGGAUUUAUCUAUGAAUAUUUACCUGGAAGUCCUGUUUCAAAUGGUGAUGAAGAAAAAGCUUCACAUUUAAAUCAUAUACCUUGGUUAAAAAUAACUGGAGAUAUUAAUAAAAUUGAAAAAAUAAUUGAUGACAAAAGUUCUCAAUGGUCAAAUCUAUCAAAUGUUCUAUUUGAUAUAAUUAAUCAUUUUAUUGAAUAUGCUGGUUCCAAUAAUGAAGAACCAGAUUAUGAUAAUACAUAUCCACAAUGUGACAAACAAAAACAAUGGUUAGAAAUAUAUUUAUCAAAUGCUUUAUUUUUAAAUGAUAAAUUUGAAAAACAGAUGACUAUUGAUGAAUUAUGUGAUUUAGGUGAUUGUUUACGUGCACCUAUACAUCUUUAUUGGUCAUUAUUGGCAUUUUUAGAAGCUUUACUAAGUCCUGAAUCAAUGAAAAAAUUCGAUUAUAUUAGAUAUGGAAGAUGUCGUUUGAAACAAUAUGAAAAAUAUAAACAGAAUUUUUUUUCUAGUGUUAAAAAAAUAAAUGUUGAUUAG
Molecule: messenger RNA, 705 nt
Organism: Rotaria sp. Silwood2
Lineage: Eukaryota; Metazoa; Rotifera; Eurotatoria; Philodinida; Philodinidae
Source: the annotation of a GenBank genome assembly